Molecule: messenger RNA, 539 nt
Organism: Westerdykella ornata
Lineage: Eukaryota; Fungi; Ascomycota; Dothideomycetes; Pleosporales; Sporormiaceae
Exons: 2
Coding region: 67-420 (117 amino acids)
Source: RefSeq, a predicted model, not a curated record
CGCACUAUUUGAAGGGGUAGGCCACCUUUUUCAGUCUUUAUUGAUUCCUUUCCAACGAACAGAGAAAUGGAUGAACUGCAACGACGGACGAACCACUGCGACCACUGUGGCAUCUUCGCCACCUAUGUUCAGCAUCUACACGGAGCGAUUGCGGAAAAAGAUAAGCAAGUGUUAUCACUUGCCGCAAGACACAGGCGCUCUGAAGUCAACCUCCAAAUGUCGCGACUGGACCUCUACAAAAGCAAGACCGCUAUGCUGGAAACACUCCAAAAACUUGAGGUCCAGAUCAGAGAAAUGCAACAGAGCAUCAAUCAACUGGCCAACGAGAGCAAGGAGAAGGACGAGACCAUUAACAGGCUCGAAUGUGCCUUCACUCUCCUGUACGAGUUGCCGCGAGGGGGAGUCACUCGGGAAGCGUAGGAGGGAACGGCGAAUUUUUGGUGCAUAGGUUCUGGCCAUUAACCACAUAUUUCAUUGAACAAAUAUCUCCUUGUUAGUGUUUGCAAGCUUAAUUGCGUGGCGUGCCCGUUAAAACAGAG